AUGACUAAAGAGAAAAGUUCAACAGCCACAACAACAACAUCAUCAUCAGGAGUAGAAUUAAAAGCUAGAACAGCUUUUAAUGAAAUAAAUAAACGUGCUAAAGGUCAACCAGAUCUUGUAAAAAAAGUUGGUGCAGUUAUUGUAUUUGAUAUAACAAAAGACGGAAAUGUUCAACAAAGUUGGACUAUUGAUGGAAAAAAAGGUACUAUCUAUGAAGGUAAACCCCUGGAAGGAACAACAGCACAAGUGACAAUUACAGUCGAUGAUAAUGAUUUUGUAGAUUUGUCUUCAGGCAAAGCUAAUGCACCUGCCCUUUUUGCUAAGGGUAAAUUGAAAGUAAAAGGCAAUGUUAUGUUAGCACAAAAAUUAUCUACAUUAUUCAAAGAUCAAGCUAAAUUAUAA
This is a messenger RNA of Rotaria sordida, 402 nucleotides long. Lineage: Eukaryota; Metazoa; Rotifera; Eurotatoria; Philodinida; Philodinidae. The record is from the annotation of a GenBank genome assembly.